UGUUGUUUUUGUUUUUGUUUCUGUCUGCUGCGCUGUCAAAUCCUCAAACAUAAACAGUAGCAGAAGACCCACCUGUAACGAACAGUCUGGAACACAACAUUUGUCCCGUAAUUAUGAGCUAAUCGUAAAGAAAACAUGAUUUCCAUUAAGCUUAACCCUCAAGAGCUGGGUGACAGCGGGGGCAUUCAGAAAGUUUGCGAAAAGAUUGUAGCCGAAGAGGAAAAUGUUACAAAACAGCUUGAAAAUCUACUGUCGAGACAGUGUCAUUUGGAAGCAAAACUCCGAAGCGUUACCAAAGCACUGCCUAACCUUCAAAUAGUGAAGUCGGAUGCUCAACAUCUCUCAGAAAUGAUAGCCCACACAUCGAACUUAGCUGAGAACGUAAGCGCCAAAGUCCGAAAAUUGGACGAUGCACGGAGCCGUGUUUCGGAAUGUCAGCAAAGAGUUCAUGAUCUUCUAGACCUUCAACUAUGUAGUGAGGGAGUCAAGCUCGCUUUGCAAGAGGAAGACUAUGAGAAAGGGGCUGCUCAUGUGCAUCGCUUUCUGUCCAUGGAUCAGACACUUUUACGACAGACAGCUGAUGAUGUUCAGCAAGACUGUACGGCGGUUACGAACUCUUUUUCCUUACUCCACAAAGCAGCUGAGCUUCUUCAAACUGAAGUCACAGCACGAUUUGAUGAGGCUGUUCGGGCGGAUGACCUUGCAUCUGUUGAGAGAUUCUUUAAAAUAUUCCCUUUGCUUGGGUUACAAGAUCAGGGUUUGAAUAAAUUUUCGGUGUUCUUGUGCUCAAAGCUUCAGGAAACAGCACAAAAGAACUUAAGAGCAGCCCUAGAAACAAGAUCUGCUGACAAAAGAGCCAGCGUUCUUUACGCUGACACAUUAACUCUUUUGUUUGAAGGAAUAGCUAGAAUAAUUGAAAUUCAUCAACCUCUAAUUGAAAGUUAUUAUGGCCCAGGCCGGUUGUUGACUGUUGCAAAUGCCCUUCAAGAAGAAUGUGAUCGUCAAAGUAAACUCAUCUUAAACGAAUUCCGGAAACAUAGACAGUUAGAUUCAGCUCUUGCUCAAGUAGCAGAUUGGCUACGAAGUGCAAACAGCUCUUCAAGUAGCGCUAAUACAAGUGGUGCUACAACAUCCCAGCAAAGUCGCACUGAUCCCAAAAAUCUUGAUCUUCUCCUGGGGGAAUUAACAAUUAUGCAUGCUCGUGCAGAAAUGUAUGUCCGUUUUAUUAGACGAAGAGUACAGAAUGAUGUGGAAGUUGGAGUAUCUGCAGAGGUAACUCGUGGGCUUCUCAUGGAUAAGUUGGAGACAAUGCUCCGUGCCUCAGGACUCUGUCACUCAAUGCAGGCAUUACUUGGGAACUAUCUGCAAUUAGAGCACUACUUUAUGGCAGAGAGUGUUCGAAAAGCUGUUGCUCUUGACCAACUCGAAGAAAACUUACAAAUCCAGCAGACUUCAAGCAUGGUAGAUGAUGUUUUCUUUAUUGUAAGGAAAUGUAUAAGGCGAGCUAUAUCGAGCUCAAGUUUGGAUGGAGUGUGUGCUGUUUUGAACAAUGCAUGUAGUCUUUUAGAGGCUGACUAUUGUUCUGUCUUACGUGCCCAACUACGCCAUGGUUAUAUGUCAGGGUAUUUAGACUUGACUCAAGCCUACAAUGCCCUGCAGAGUUCUAUUCAGCAAGGCAGGCUACAGGCUUCAGAUUCAGAAAAAGCUCGUCUGACAUUCUUGGCCUACCUAAAUAAUGCUGACGUUAGCACAGAAUACAUUGCUACUCUUCGUCUCAGCUUAGGAGAUGAAAUGGCUGCAGCUUUACCAGGCAUGACCGAGAGGGAUAGGGCUAAGCUAGAGAGCUGUCUCAGUGGGCUUGGUGGAGUUACAGCUUCCCUUCGUGCUCUUGUUGAAUAUGGAAUGAGUCAGCUGUCAGCUAGUGCUAUUAAACCAAGAGUCAGUCCCUGGGUCGAUGCCUUUCUGAAUGUUAGUCAUGUACUUACAGAGGAGGAAUUCUCCAGUUAUGAGGCAAACGAACCAUUCGUCCGAAAUCUUGUAGCAAAUUUGGAGUCUCUCCUUUCUUCAUUCAAAUCAAGUCUGACUCCCACAAAUUAUGAUACCCUGGUUAGUAUCCUUGCAACUGAGGUCACCCAUCAAAUGGAAAAAGUUAUUGCAAAGUCAUCCUUCAACAGGUUAGGAGGAUUAGUUUUGGAUAAAGAGGUGAGAGUUUUGGUUGGAUAUCUGACCAAUGCUACGUCUUGGUCUAUUAGAGAUAAAUUUGCUCGUCUUACCCAAAUUGCUACUGUGCUGAAUCUUGAAAGAGCAUCUGAAAUAUCAGAUUACUGGAGCAAUGAACCAGGUGCUAUAGCUUGGCGCUUGACCCCUGCUGAAGUUCGGCACUUCAUGACUCUCAGAACUGAUUUUAGAAGCGAAGACAUCAAAAGAAUAAAACUAUAGGAGUUAUUUUCCUUCUCAUGUUGUUAAAUUAGGAGUUUGGCUUUCUAGACAAAGCUUGGAUACUAUGUAAGUUUUUGAAGAAACAAUAAAAUAAUGUAAGACAAUUUA
Frankliniella occidentalis (western flower thrips) is the source of this 2547-nucleotide messenger RNA. RefSeq names its product conserved oligomeric Golgi complex subunit 4 (gene Cog4). The coding region runs from base 136 to 2439 and encodes 767 amino acids. The transcript has 12 exons. NCBI's taxonomy places the organism in Eukaryota, Metazoa, Arthropoda, Insecta, Thysanoptera, Thripidae. The record is from RefSeq and is a predicted model, not a curated record.